Molecule: messenger RNA, 6387 nt
Organism: Branchiostoma floridae (Florida lancelet)
Lineage: Eukaryota; Metazoa; Chordata; Leptocardii; Amphioxiformes; Branchiostomatidae
Product: sestrin-3-like
Exons: 13
Coding region: 636-2345 (569 amino acids)
Biological process (GO): regulation of response to reactive oxygen species; cellular response to leucine starvation; positive regulation of macroautophagy
Cellular component (GO): nucleus
Molecular function (GO): L-leucine binding; oxidoreductase activity, acting on peroxide as acceptor
Source: RefSeq, a predicted model, not a curated record
CAUUGGGUGUGUUGUCGAUUACACGAUCGAUUGCACGUCUUUUUAGUUUCGCGGGAGAAUUCAUUUCCGAUGACAUCACCAGUACGCGGCCUGUGAUUGGUCAGACUUGGAGGUGUGUACCUGACGUUUCAAAUCUAAUUUGCGUUGCCAAUGAGGUAGGUAGAUUCUGAGACGGGGAGGUCUGUACGUGUACCGGCACGGAAAUCGUCAUUUUUGCACGUAUUCCUCCCGAGUUCGGAUCAGAAUGUUGAUUAUCUGUGUCUGAGAACAUCUUCCAGACGACAGGACAUCGUUGGUUUGGAUCCCGGGGGCGAGACGCUGAAGAAAUCUGGCCGUUAUCUACGCGCGGGCUCGCUCUGUGGAAAUUCACAGGCGGCUGGUGGACUGACCCUUGACCUGCCAAGUCUCUUCCGCUGUCCUGUUACCGGAGAUACCCUAACUUUCUUGGACGAUUUUCCACGGCUUUACACCCCAGAUUUGUCGCCUAACACUGCCUAUCCACUAUCACAUCGAUUCUGACUGGUUGAAGGACUCGCUAGACGCCGCAUUAGCUGGCUAGCUAGGGAACAGCAGUUGGCACAGGGAAUCGUGGGCAGAGGGUCCAUUUUGCCAGUAGUGGUUUGUGCUGCCCGUACAUGGCCGGAUCCGAGACGGAGGCGGACCCCAUCUUUCUUAGUAAGGAUUGCUUGCGGACCUUUUCCGACCUGUCGUCGCGUGACCACCUCACCCGUGGUUUGGCUAUGGACAGUGUGGCGUCCAUGUACGAGAAUUGGAUCAAGCGACACCACCAACCACCACCGACAGAAUCUGCUCCCUCCACGGACGUUCACGAGAAUGGCGAGAUUUCUCAGCACUCGCGGCACCUGACUCAGCACCUGUCCUCGCUCAUAAGACUAUCCGCACAGUGUCCCUUCAACGAUGUACGCGACAGAGCAAACGAGAUUCUGGAAUGUGUCAAGGAGCGGGGUGUACAGAUACCGAGGCCAGUCAGCCAGGGACCAAGUUCCUUCAUCCCAGAACAUGAGAUUGUACCACCAGAGACAGAUGAUGAACAGACCAGACAGCUGUUUGUGGACGCGUUCCUGCAGAACAAUCGGCUGGAGAACAUCACCAGUGUCAUGGGCUUCCACCCGCAGUACCUGGAGAGCUUCCUGCGGCUGCAGCACUACCUGCUGCGCAUGGACGGGCCACUCCCACAGGACUACAGGCACUACAUAGGGGUCAUGUCGGCAGCGCGGCACCAGUGCAGCUACCUGGUGGACCUGCAGGAGAGUGAGUUCCUGAUGCAGGACGGCGAUCCUGACUGGCUGAAGGGCUUGGACUACAUCCCGCAGAAGCUAAAAAACUUGUGCGAAUUAAACAAAAUCCUGGCACACAGACCGUGGCUCAUCACAAAACAACACAUAGAGCAAUUAUUGCGAGGAAAUGACAGCUGGUCCUUGUCGGAGCUCGUCCACGCCAUCGUGCUGCUCGCUCACUUCCACUCGCUCGCCAGCUUCGUCUUCGGUACCGGAAUCAACCUGGAGAUCGACCACGAGUGCGGGCACACGUUACAACCCGCCUCGCUGUCGGAGGGAGCUAAUGACGUGGAGGCACACCACUCCAACAGUGUUGCAUCGAGUUUAGAGAGCAGUGAGCCGGGUGUGGAGAUGCUCAUGCACAGGAUGAAGAAGAUCCAGGAAGCGGCAGACUUGCAGGAGAUCAGCCAGGAGGAGAUGAAACAGAGAUUCGAAAAAGUCGAGAAGCAGAGUCUUGAGUUGUUACCAGGCCAAAGUGCCUGUUCAGAGUGCCUCGCAGUGUCCGACUAUGCCAAGUACAGGGACGACCCCAACUUCCACUACGAGGACUUCGCCAAAAGAGGGGAGGAGCGGACGAUCCCCACCUUUAGAGCACAGAAGGAAGCCCCUCCAGGCUGGCUUAGGGACUACUCGUGGGAGGAUCAAGGCUUCUCAUUGGUCAACCGCCUGUACUCGGACAUUGGGCAGCUGCUAGACGACAAGUUCAGGAUGGCGUACAAUCUGACAUACUACACAAUGGGCCCACAGAAGGAUGUGGACACGUCAAUGCUCCGUGCCGCCAUCUGGAACUACAUCCACUGCAUGUUUGGGAUCUUCCACGAUGACUACGAUUACGGGGAGGUGAACCAGCUCCUGGACAUCAGACUCAAGUCUUUCAUCAAGACAGUCACCUGCUACCCGGAGAGGACCACACGCAAGGACUACGACAACUUCUGGAAGGAAUUCAAACAUUCAGAAAAGGUGCAGGUGAACCUGAUGGUACUGGAGGCACGCAUGCAGGCAGAGCUUCUCUAUGCCCUCCGUGCCAUCAUGAGGUACAUGAUGUAGGCGCCCCGCCCCACCGUCCAGCCUUCACCGUGGAAACAACAAGCCAAACAAACAAGCAAACAAAAACAUUGACUUCGGUGUCUCUGUUGUGUCUGUCCCUCCCCAGGUGCAUGUGUGCAUCAUGAUCCAGGAGGCCCGUAUGCAAGCGGAACUUCUGUACGCCCUACGCGCCAUCAUGAAGUAUAUGACGUAAGCCGGGGACCCCGUCUGGUUGGCACGGCAACCGACAGCCCUACUGUAUCGCUAUGACAACCUGAAAAUGUUCUUGCAUGUGUGCCAAGCAAGCUGAUAUCCCUGCACUGAUUCUCGUCUGCUCAUAGACACACUGGCUUUAUAGAAGAGACAACAAAUACAACAAUUCAGACAGGAUGUGCUCUCGCAAAACUGCAAAGGAUAAAGGAAGAAGGCAGCUGCAGAGGAAGGAACAAGACUAAAACUGGUUAAAAAAUUUGUACCUGAUAUUCCAUAUAUAUGUAUUAACCCCUUUUGCACUGUUAGUUCAGUCCACUACAGUUCACACACCCAUAUUUAUGGAGUGUACUUUUAUCCGUUGGGGGUGAGGGUUGGGUUUGGCACACAGUAAGGAACAUUGUUCCAAGGGCCUUGGUCACCAAAGCUUCUAGUGGCAAUAAUUACGUUUGUUCAAAAGAUGGUGCAGAGUCUCUGAAACCAUCACCCUAAGGGUCUGACAGCUGUCAAUCACUCCAAGGAUUUACGAACAAGGUCCAAUCUUGUGCUUCUUUCUUAUUUGCCACAUUUGAUACCUCAUUUUGUUACAGGUUAAUUGUUAGUAAUGAAAAUCUGAUUGUGUCAAAAUGUCCCUCUCUGUAAAUACUGGGGAUGAGAAGCCUGGCACUGUGGCUGCACAGUCGUGUUGUACAUAUCAUGGAGAUUUUCAAAAUGACGGAAGGACUUCACAUACACACACACACAUUCGCUGCCUUCUUCAGGAAGAUGUGAUUGACAGCUGUCAUGUGUGACAAGUUUUGCACAUAUACUGUACAUGUGCAGUCUGGGCUGUUUUGCACCCUUGCAUAGUCUAGGGUUGUUGUGCACCCAUGUACAUGUAUGUCUUGCAGGCUCUGUCUUGGGUUGUAUCCACCCUUGCAUAUCCUAAGGUUAUACUCUACACAUGUGUAAAAAAAAGAAAGAAACUUGGGCAUUUCUUUCAGCAAACACAGGAGCAGUGGAAAAUAUAUACAAAAAAAUGAAUAAAACUGUAACAGUUGUAUAUCUGUUGUAUAAUGAAGAUUUUGUAUUAAACAAAAAUAAGAAUUCCAAAAUGUAAAAGACUCAAGAAAGAUGUGUUGUGUGUUCCAUGUAAUAACCAAGAAUAGAUUGUGCAUGCAGGGUAAAAAAAAAAAGAAGCUUGCAGUUUACUGUAACUAUAAGAAAAUAACCCUUCCGCUCCUGUAGUUUGUUAAGGGAGAAAUUGCCCACAUCAUUGACAUUCUCCAGCUUUGGUGCCAAGCCAUUGUGCUAGUGUGAUACACUGGUUACAUCAGUAUUGUAAGGUUCUGUCAUGUUAAGUUCAAGUUCUUCUUCGCCGAGCAGCUAUGACUUUUGUAUGGAACAGACUGUGAAAAUGAUAGGCGAUGCAGAAAGUUUGCUGAAUUCAACUACAGACAUUUAAUUAUGCAAGGACACAGUUGGACAUAUUGCACCCAAAGGUUCAAUAUUGUCUGUUGUUUAAGAUGAGAAAAUUGUAAUUGGAUAAAUUUGACUCACUAAAUGAAAAUGUGUAUACAAUUGUACUAAAGCCAGUUUGAGUAUUAAGAAUGUUGUAAAUUUGAAUUUGCCCUGUGUAUAAGGGACAUGUUAUAUACUCAUUUCCAGAUGCUGGAAUACUUGUAAAGGUUUCUGUUUUAGCGCUCUCUAGAUUUUGAUUGGCCUGUAAAUGACCUUUGCCAUCUGACCUUUGACAUAAGAGGUUCAGGAGGUUAUGCUGUUGCCAUGGUUGUUGAAGUUGUUGCCAAAGACUGACUUGAGUUGAGUUGAGUUGAUGAAGAAAGUUGAAGGUUAUAGUUUACUGGGUACGUAGGUCAGAUGUUAAAGGUCACUUCUAUUCACUUCUCUGUGCCAUCCCAGAAUCCCUAUCUGCGCUAUCCCAUGCUGCAUUUAUAAGAAAUAUAUCUAUGAAAUAAAAGCAAACCCAAGUCUUGAUGCUCUACCUUUAGAUGCUGAGCUAAGGUGAAACACUUAGUAAGAUGUAAAGAUUUAAGAGAUGAUACGACACGGAUGUGAAAGUAGGUUAGAUGUAAAUUUAGAUACAAACAAUGGUUAUCUAUCUCUUAGGCUCCGUUCAGUCUGAAUCAGUUAUCCCAGCAUCAAAGGCACAUAUGGUGUUCUCAUCCUGCUGACGUUAUUAGUGGAUUGUAGGGUAUUGUGUAUCAAAGAGAUGCAGCAGUCAGUCACAUUCAGCUUGCUGACUGUUAUGCCAGCAUCCUUGAUGCAGAGAAGGAUGUUUCUCUACCUUGAAAAUUCUCUUUUAUGAUCUUGGAGAGUGGCAUUCCAAAACCAGUGGAUCAAAGUGGUUUUAGGUUAAGAUCUUUAAAAAAAUUGUCACUGGAAAGAAUUUGCCAACAUAUUGUGGUUGAUCCUGAAGCUACAAAAAGUUGUUAGAUCUUUCGACUCAGUCAGAAAAGCCUUGGUCUGAACCUGCUUGCAGGGUGUUUUGUCUCCAUGUGAGACCAUGUGGAAGGACAUUAGCAGGAUACAGAGGCGGCGGCAGCAAAUUUCUUUUGUGGGGGCAAAAUAUUGGUGAUCGAUUUGUGAGCAUGUGGAGGGCCGAAGGCCCGACUUGUCAUGAGCAACAUUUGCGUGACAUCACAGACCGCCUACCGUGACGACGGACCCUUUCACUAAGUAAUAGUUAGAUCAUGGGAGUGGCCUCUACUCGAUGACACGGACCAAGCAUCCCCCUUCCCGUUCUUUGUUCUAUUCCCGGUAAAAAACAUGGUAAGAGGGAUAUGCCUUUUACCGGGAAUAGAACAAAGAACAGGAAGGGAGAUGCUUGGUCCGUGUCAACGCCGACGCUCCCCCAAUACAUUUUGACCUUGUCCAGCGCUUUAGGCGCGGGCCGUCGCAAGGUAGGUUUGGGAAAAUUUAAAAUCUGGACUCCUUGAAACACCAUUUCCUGCAUUUUCUGGGGCAAAUUUUGCUGGUGGACUAGCUAGGUUUAUGAAAUUUCUAUUGGUGAAAAUAUACACAUGGGUUUCAGCUUCAUUUUUUGUGGGGGCAACUGCCCCCACUGUGCUGCCGCCACUGGGAUAGAGACAGAAAGUUUGAAAGUGUGUGGGAGUAAAGGAGAGUGUCUGAAGACAGACGACCAGGUUCUCCAAAAUACUACACAAACAAAAGGAAAGCACCUGCCUGUAUGGUACAAAGUGGCCAUGAGAUAGGGAAUGCUAGUUAUUACCAAUGGGUUGGGUUUUCAGCUUUCAGACGCCGCUACCUUCCAUCCCACUGAUGGUAACACCAUUUGUUUCUUAGAUGUAGUGGAUGUGUGUGCCGUCCUAAGCUCUGACAACUAAGUACAGACUUUUAACUAGCCGUCCUCUGAUACUCCAAGUGCAGAUUUAGUAUAGCCAGUAGUGAACAACCAGAAACAGUUAGUGUAGACAAGCAAGGCAUGUCUUCCCAAGUAGACCACAGAGCUAUUACAAGUGCAAGAAGAAGUACAACAAAGAAACAUUAAGUCUUGCAAAACUCACUUUGCACUAAGACAUGCUAUGGACAAAUAAAUCCCUCAACAUGCAAGCAUGCAUUGUUGGGUGACUGUUAAGAAGUCCAAUUAAGACUGCAGAGAGUAGGAAAAUCCAGCACAGCAAGACUUAAUAAUCAUAGACAAAACUAGAAAAAGGUGAAAUGUAAGCACAGAGAAACUAAGCAUAUAUUCACAUGACAAGGAUUCUGAUGGUUAUUUGUGUCUUACAGUUGCCUUGUUGGAAACUUCAUUGUAUUUUGGCUUUGAAGUUUGAACUGAAGCUCAGCUUGUCCAGAGAUGAUAGUACUGAAAUCUGCAAGGUCCAAACAAAAAAAA